AGACUGGGAUGUGGAUUGAAUUGAAGGAUGGUUUGAUGACUAUUCCUAAAUAACUUAUAGAGGCAAAUAUAAAAAUGGUAAGAAAUUUGGUAUUUGGAGUUUUUUUUAGAAAAUUUGAUGAGAAAGAAUUUAAAUAGAGUAAUUAUAUUUCAAUGUUUUAGUGGUGGUGGAUUUUAUGAUGAAUUAGGUAAUGGUUUUAAGAUUGGGAUAUGGAGUGAUUUGAAUGACGACUUUAGGUAUAAUUGUUA
Molecule: messenger RNA, 248 nt
Organism: Paramecium primaurelia
Lineage: Eukaryota; Ciliophora; Oligohymenophorea; Peniculida; Parameciidae
Source: the annotation of a GenBank genome assembly